AUGGCGUUUACUUUAUCUAUAGAUGUCGUUGCCGAGGCCAUUCUGGGCUACAUACCCAAAUAUCAAUCGCACCUCAAAGAAUUGAAAGAAGAUGGUUAUCAUGUCGUCGGCUAUUGUCGCAAAUCAAAAACGAAAGAGGAUGGUUCCUCGCGACAACGAUUAUUGCGGACAAUGACCGAUCGUCUUAAAGAACGGUCUCUGUGUGAACAUGUCUUUGUGUCAUCGCGUUCACCAGCGAGUCAACCAAUGCAAGCUAGAGAUCGUCAUUGUAGAUUUGAUAUUAACAUGCUAAGAAAUGCCUCUGGCAAUACGCAAGUGUGUCUUGUGGUUAUUGACUUCGCUGGUUUAACCACCAACGUGGAAGAUUUGAAAAUUUUCUGA
Messenger RNA from Radiomyces spectabilis, 381 nucleotides. RefSeq lists its product as uncharacterized. Bases 1 to 381 code for a protein of 126 amino acids. The record is from RefSeq and is a predicted model, not a curated record. Lineage: Eukaryota; Fungi; Mucoromycota; Mucoromycetes; Mucorales; Radiomycetaceae. The transcript is spliced from 2 exons.